Molecule: messenger RNA, 3075 nt
Organism: Medioppia subpectinata
Lineage: Eukaryota; Metazoa; Arthropoda; Arachnida; Sarcoptiformes; Oppiidae
Source: the annotation of a GenBank genome assembly
CAAAUAUUCAAUUCAUUUUAUAAUAUGUUAAUCGAGUUUAAUAUAUAGUUUGUGUUAUAGUUAUAAUUAUAUACAGAUAUAUAUAAUAGUUAUUUAAGUAAUAAUUUAAUAGCAAUUGUGCGAAGAGAUGGACACUCCGUCCACAUCCGGGUUUAAGCGACCGAUUGGUAAACAAACUUCUGAUCCCAACACUGGCUCCCAAUCAACGCAUCCAAAGACAAGCCAAUUGUCAGACAAACCAGAGCUGGCGAUGGAUAGCGAGGACAGGGAAGACAGGGAUGAGAUUGAGUGGGAUAUCUGUGACGAGAGUGAUGACGGUGUGGAUGGCGAUGAGGGCGAAGUGGUGAUGGUGACCCAUGAGCUGCAUGAUGUUAAUCUGAGCGGAAGGGGAAGAGUGGAUAUGUCUAACUUUGAACUCCUCAAAGUGCUCGGCACCGGAGCUUAUGGAAAGACAAUAUUGUUUUGGUUAGAUUACGUGAGUGGAGGGGAACUGUUCACUCAUCUCUACCAACGCGACCAUUUCAAUGAGGAUGAGGUGCGCAUAUAUAUCGGCGAAAUCAUAUUAGCACUCGAACAUCUUCAUAAACUCGGCAUAAUAUAUCGCGACAUUAAGUUAGAAAACAUUUUACUCGACUCUGAGGGACACAUAGUGUUGACUGACUUUGGACUUAGCAAAGAGUUUUUACCGCACGAAACGGAUUUGAGAACUUAUUCAUUUUGCGGGACAAUCGAGUAUAUGGCGCCAGAAGUGGUUAGGGGUGGCUCUACUGGUCAUGAUUUUAGCGUUGACUGGUGGAGUGUGGGUGUAUUGACAUACGAGCUCUUGACCGGCGCCUCGCCUUUCACUGUGGAGGGAGAGAAGAACACUCAACAGGAGAUCUCUCGAAGAAUCCUCAAAAGUCAUCCGCCGAUUCCAGAGCACCUCUCCUACGAAGUCCAGGACCUGAUUCGACACACAUUAGUGAAAGAUCCGCGAAAACGUUUGGGCGGAGGAGUGAACGACGCCUUAGAAAUAAAAAAUCAUCCGUUUUUUAAGUCAAUCAAUUGGGAAGAAUUGGCGAACAGACGUAUUAAAGCGCCAUUUGUGCCAAAGAUUACGGGAGAACUGGAUGUUAGUAACUUUGCCGAAGAGUUUACUUCAAUGAUUCCAACCGACUCUCCGGCCGUCAUUCCUGCCAACGACGAGAAGAUAUUUAAAGGCUAUUCAUAUGUCGCGCCGUCUGUUCUGUUCAGUGAGAAUAUCAUUUCCGACGAUAUAUUUCUAGACAGAACUCAUUUCCAUCACAAAAAGUCAUUGUUUUCUAGUACUAACACUAAUACCAAUACUAACUGCAAAGAUCUCCUCAAUGCUCAGACCGAUGACAAAGAUAUAUCGCAACUCUUGGCCUCAAAAUUCAAAAACUCUUCAUUUUUCCAAAAUUAUGACUUAAAAAUAAACGCAGGAAUUCUCGGCGACGGAAGCUUUUCCGUCUGUCGUAAGUGUGUCCACAAGAAGACUGGUAUUGAAUACGCGGUUAAAAUAGUGAGCAGAAAGAUAGACACGAGUCGUGAGAUCCAACUGUUGCGGUCAUGUCAGGGACACCCGAAUGUAGUGAAUCUGAUGGACGUUUUUCAGGAUGAAGUGCACACUUAUAUUGUGAUGGAGUUGUGCGGCGGCGGAGAACUGCUCGACAAGAUUAGAAAGAAGGAUAGGUUUACUGAAGUAGAAGCCGGACAUAUCUUUCGAGGACUCGCCUCUGCCGUUGCAUUCAUGCAUUCCAAAGGCAUUGUUCACAGAGACCUAAAGCCUGAGAAUCUCCUGUUUGUAAACGAUUCUCCGACGAGUGAAGUAAAAGUGGUUGACUUUGGUUUCGCUCGCUAUCAGCCAACAGAUAAUCAGCUCAUGAAGACUCCAUGUUUUACACUCAACUACGCGGCGCCUGAAGUCCUAAAGCAAGCACUGAAUACAAAAACAGACGCGGGAUAUGAUGCCAGUUGUGAUAUGUGGAGUUUAGGCGUAAUCUUAUUCACAAUGUUGUCCGGAAGUGUGCCCUUCCAGUCGUACAGUCGAGAGGCGAGUGCGGCCGCUAUUAUGCAACGAAUACGAGAGGGAGAGUUCUCCUUCUCUGCUCCACAAUGGGAUCUCGUCUCAACUCAAGCCAAGAAUGUAAUCAAAGGCUUAUUAACAGUGGAUCCAAAGCAGAGGAUAACAAUGAAUGAUAUGUUAUCGCAUCCAUGGGUUGUCGGGCAACUGAAAGGCGGUUAUUCUAACACUCCUUUGAUGACACCCGAUGUCUUAAGCAGUCACUCGAGUACGACUAGAGCCACAGAAACGGCUAUUAAAGCAACUUUUGAUGCCUUCCAUAUGGCAAGGCUUGAAGGCUUCCGAUUGCUGGACGUUUCGGCCGCACCUCUGGCUCAGAGACGCAAACUGAAGAAGAGUUCGACUGAUGCUCGCAGUAGUAGUUGUAGUAGCAAUAGCUCCAUAUCUGGCACUCGCAGUCACGGCAAUAGUAGUUCAUCGAGUUCUUCGACAUCACAGCGAACGCACUCCUCAUUGACAACACCGACGAGUCUGCGCCCAACCAGUGAUGUCAGCGAUUCCGUAUUCAACUACUCUGAGUCGAAAGUGUCGGCCUAUUUGUCAGGAUUGCCAACAAUUAGUGAUUCAACGGAAGCACAACUACUUCUAAGUCAUAAUCUCUUUUUCGCAGAAGACCCGAUCACUUCAUCUACCUUUUCGGCCAUUAAUCCAUUCUUAGAUAAUAACAAUAACAACUCAACGCUUCUUUGUCCUUCCAUAUCAGCAUCAGUUGCAUCGACGCCAUCAAUAGCUUCAAAUGUGUCCACACUUUCCUCAUUAUCAUCGAAGAGAGAACGAGACGAGAGCUGCGAAAUAGUUGAUGAGUACUUAUCCACUAGUAAUACAAAUACUACUACUAAUACUACCAUCACUUCUUCGCCUAAUAAUACCAUCACUUCUUCGCCUAAUAAUGCCAUCACUUCUUCGUCUAUAAGUUCAACAAAUAACUCGAGUUCAGCACAAACUAAACGAAAGCGAUUGAAAACAAUUGUGAUCGACUAAAAUGCCUGUCC